AUGGCCAAGUAUCUUCAAUAUUUCAGGGAAACGUUCCCUCCUGCACCCGAAUGGAGUGUCGACGAUAUCCCCGACCUCACGGGCAAGGUCAUGGCAGUCACCGGCGCGAAUACGGGCAUAGGAAAAGAAACGGCGAAGGCGGGUGCCCUCCUCCACCACAACGCGACGGUCUACAUGUUCUGCCGCAGCCGAGCGCGCGCAGAAGCUGCCAUCGCCGACUUGAAGACGCAAACCGGGCGAGAAGCACGCUUCGUAGAGUGCGACCUUGGUGACCUGCGGAGCGUGAAGAGGGCUACAGAGGACUUUUUGAGCAAGGAAUCGCAGCUGCACGUCCUGUUUAACAAUGGCGGCGUCAUGCUCACUCCCGUCGAGAAGCUCACCGCUCAAGGUUACGACAUGCAAUUUGGGACGAAUGUCCUGGGCCAUUUCUACCUCACCAAACUACUCCUCCCCAUCAUGCAAUCAACUGCCGCCGCAAUUGGUAUUCCCGCCCGCGUUAUUGUCACCUCUUCCCUCAUGCACUGGUUUGCGGACAAGAUCGACUACGGCCUGCUCAUAGGCGAGAACGAGAAGAAGCGCAAGUGCGCGGGGACGACGUACUUGUACUCCCUUAGCAAGCUUGGAAACGUCCUCUACGCCAAAGAGCUCGCCCGCCGCUUCGGCGACAAGGGCAUCGUAUGCAUUUCACUGCACCCGGGCCAACUCAAGACGGAGCUCAUGAGGGAGACGAGCGCCUUCAUGCAGGCUACAAGGAACAUCAUCUUCCCCGUACACGAGGCCGACAUGGGCGCGUUGACCCAGUUGCGCGCCGGUACCGAUCCAGCAGCGGCGGAAUGGAAUGGAAAGUACAUGACCUGCUGGGCGCGCCUAUAUCCAAACAGCCCGUCGGCAGACAACGAAGCGGAGGCCAAAGGACUAUGGGAGUGGUUGGAAGACCAAGUCAAGGACAUUUGACUCGGAAGUUUAGGAGUGCAGAUGGUGCUGUAGUCCGACAUUGACGUUAGGGCGUCCUGGGGACGUCGGAAACAAGCGUUUAGACAUCAAAGAAUCCCCGAAGGGCAAUAAGUGGCGCAUCAAUGCACACGUCGAUAAUUCCUACACCACGUUGUUCGUUUUAACUCUAACCUUCGCGGGCCAGCAGGCUCUAGCGAU
Molecule: messenger RNA, 1152 nt
Organism: Schizophyllum commune H4-8
Lineage: Eukaryota; Fungi; Basidiomycota; Agaricomycetes; Agaricales; Schizophyllaceae
Product: NAD(P)-binding protein
Exons: 9
Coding region: 1-954 (317 amino acids)
Source: RefSeq, a predicted model, not a curated record